AUGUACUCGGAACCAUCCUCCGAAAACCCGUUAAACGCGUGCACGUUUUGCGGCCGCCAACAGCUCAACAGUCGAGAGUACAAUCACAUUCGAGACACGUUGCAUCAGCUCUCCCCGGCGGAGUUGGAAAAUCGCGGGUUUUGUUUCGUCUGCUUGAACGAACAAAACAUACUCUGGCAACUCAUCACCGACCACGACGACAUAUUCCAAACGCACAUCGUGUGCAAACUGAACGGCGCAGAUUUGAAGUUCUUGAACCAAGCGAACAGCGAAAGCAGAGAGGCGAUGAAGAGGAGCAAAAACGUCGCGUCCGUUCCCGGGAAGUUUAAUGUGGGCGAGUUCUCGUCGAAAGAAACGCUCGAGUGGGCGUGGCAGCGAUGGACGCGAGAAGAGGAGGAGUUCUGCUCUUUAGUGUGCGAGAUUAACGAUUUGGAGUUGCUGAAAUGGGCGAGAGAGGAAAAACAGUGCAGGUGGGACGCGACGACGUCGUGGGAAGCGGCGAGUAAAGGGAACAUGAAGACGUUGAACUACUUGUGCGAGGAAAAUUGUCCGAUGGACGAAAAGACGUGCGCGGAGGCGGCGGAGAACGGACACUGGGAAGUGUUGAAGUUUUUGAGAGAGAAGAAGAAGGUGCCGUGGGAUCACAACACGACGAGCGCGGCGGCCGCGGAAGGGAACUUUGAGAUGUUGAAGUGGUGCAGGCAAAGAGAAUGUCCGUGGAACAUCGGAACUUCGCGAGGCGCGUGUCAAAGCGGCCACUUGGAAAUGUUGAAAUGGGCGAUGGCGAACGGUUGCAUGGCGAACGAGACGACCACGAGCGAAGCGGCAGAGUAUGGACAGUUGCAGUGCUUGAUUUUCUUACGAUCGCAAGGCGUCAACUGGGAUUACCGCACGUGCAAGAUGGCCAUGAAGCACGGUCACCGCGACGUCUACGAGUACGCCGUGGAAAACGGGUGCCCGACGCAAGCGCCGGAACCGACGGCGACGCAUCAUCACCACCCACACCACCACCAUUUCCACCAUAUCUUGGGCGGUGGUCCAGGGGGAGGUUUAGGAGGCGGUCCAGGCGCAAAUGGCGGCGGUCCCGCCCCGGGAGGACACAUGCAAAUGUUGCAACAACAACAAGCCGCCGCCGCGAUCGCCGCCGCGCAACAACAACAGCAAGAACAAGAUGAAAUGGAACUCGAGGAGUGGGAAGCAGAACUUCAUUGA
Messenger RNA from Bathycoccus prasinos, 1212 nucleotides. RefSeq lists its product with no specific name. NCBI's taxonomy places the organism in Eukaryota, Viridiplantae, Chlorophyta, Mamiellophyceae, Mamiellales, Bathycoccaceae. The coding region runs from base 1 to 1212 and encodes 403 amino acids. The record is from RefSeq and is a predicted model, not a curated record. The transcript has 2 exons.